This is a messenger RNA of Triticum aestivum (bread wheat), 1008 nucleotides long. RefSeq lists its product as uncharacterized. The transcript has 4 exons. Bases 241 to 1008 code for a protein of 255 amino acids. The record is from RefSeq and is a predicted model, not a curated record. Lineage: Eukaryota; Viridiplantae; Streptophyta; Magnoliopsida; Poales; Poaceae.
UUCAACGAUCCAAACUGCAGGACCACCGGCAAAAGCUGGAGAGCCACCACAUGGUGCAGGAGGGUAAGUUGGGACGACUGGCGCAGGCGAUGCACCGUUGACGUCGACGACGUCUCAGUCGACCCGAGCUACUCCGCUCUGCUGCCGGAGCUGCUGGACGAGGAGACCCAGAAGCUGGAGCUGAGGAACCUAGAGUUCCUCAUCCCAACGUUGGGCGUGCACGACGACGACCUUCUUUACAUGUUGGCCAGGAGUGGUGGUAGAACCGGCGACGGCACGGCCUGGGUCGUCGCCGUCGACAUGAGACGCGCGGUGACGGAGGCGCUGGUCCUGGUUUCUACCGAGACGGGCUACGCCGUCACGAUGUACUUCCCGUGCGCCUUCCCCAAGUACCUCGACGGCGACAUCAUCAUGGCACUAGGUGCAAGCAUGGAGGCUGAAACAGCAGCUGAUAAUACUGCCGACACAGACAGUAUUGGUAGUAAUAAUCAGAACUUUUCUGAUGAAGAUUAUUGGUGCGCCGAGUCCCUUGAGGGGUAUGCCUUGCCCUUCUAUGGAGAAGGAGGGCAAGUCUUUUCUGAUGAAGAGGGGAGCGACCAAGGAAACGGCAUCGGAACUUGGUGCGCCCAGUCCUACUACGGCGAAGCCCGCUACGGCUACUGUGAAGAAGACGAAGAAGAAAGAAGAGGAGACAUGGGCAAUCCAAUGGACAAUGCCGAUGUAUUUCGAGAAUUGCCGCAAUAUGUAUCCGAUCCCAACCCCGACCCUCGAGCGAACCGGCGGAAGGAGAGGAAGAAGAUGAGGAGGAGAAAGAAGCAGGAGAACAGGAGGAGGAGCAAGAAGCAGGAGCAGGAGCAGGAGCAGGAGCAGAAGCAUCAUCCCCUGCAGCAGCUUGUGCAGUUUCUGGAUGACCGGCCGGAGUUGCACCCGAUCUGUUUUGUUGCCUGCGUACUGAUAGCGAUCAUUGUAAGAGAAUUCUUGGGUACCAACCCGUGGCAGGCUGGUUGA